GACACGCUGCACGGUUGCUUUUUUUCUCCGUGUCCUCGGUUAUGUUUCCUCACGCCGACAACAGAGGCGCGAAUCCGUUGUCCACGCCGUCGACCCCUGGAGAGCCGAACAAGGAUGCGGCUUCCCCAUUGUCGGUGGUUUCGCAGGAAAGUAAGAAGCUGCGGCGGCCAAAGUUGGGCGCGGAGUCCAGCUCCAAGAAAGCUCGCCAUCAAAGCGCGCGAUCCUUCCGGGGGCAAUCCAAGAAAGUGCCGGACACUCCGGACAACGCGCAGAAUGGCACUACGCAAGGACAGCGCCAGGCUGUGGUGCCAGGGAGAGCCAAGGAGCCCCGGGCUAAAGAAAGGGACAUCGAAUCAACGGCGUCCGCCAAUAUAGGCGGGGCCAAGCCUUCCCACGAACCCAUCGUCGCAAAGCAUGACUAUUCCGGGAGCCCUGACGUCCCGAGGCUAGGCUCGCCGUCUGCAGACCAGUUGCGUUCAUCGUUUUCAUCGCUGGGCCCUCUACCCGUUUCGACCGAUCAACAUAAGGCAGGACUCUCGCCGAAACUAGAGAUUGCUGAAUCCUUGGACGAAGUCGAUCGCCUGACUGCAUCCAAAUCACUUGCGAAGGGUGAACGAACACCAGAUCUUCCUGGAACGUUUCUUGAAGCGCCGCAAGCAGGAACGUCGUCACCACCCCACUCAACAACGCAAGAUGCGACGUCGUCGGCACUGCAGAAGCCGCACGACGACGAUGACACACCGCACGAAUCUCCGGAGCGCAUCGCGAAAUCUUCUUAUGGAGUUUCGACACCGAGCGCUGCCGCCGCCCUGAUUUCCGCUGCUAAAUAUCAGUCUCUGAUUACGUCGACAUCUCGGAACGCGAAUGCGACUGAUACGUUUGGCGCCCAAACCCAGAAUGCCCAGGACUCGAUGAACACGUCCAAGCAGUUCCCGGCCACCAAAGGGGGCGCCGACCCGGGCGGUGGCCAGUUAACUGUUGGAGCGGUCAACCAAGACCACGAAGGCGCGCCGACGAUCUUCUCUGCUUCAGCUGUGGCACCGUUAAGAGAGACAGCCGGGCACAUCACAACGACGAGCGACCAGCAACCCGAGACGGCCCUGAGGGAAAUGGCCAACUUACCGUCGCUGUUGGACAGGCUCCUCAACCCGCUUAGAAAGCGGGCGUACUUCGGAUCGGUCACGCUCAGGGUGCUGACGCCGCAGUCGACGCCAUCCCUGACGCCUUCGCCGUUUAAGAACAGGUCCUUGAGCUUCUCGGCUGUCGACAGGCUGCCGCAGAUCGUCGUCUCCGCCAUCAUUCUGGUGGCCACGGCGUUCGCCAUAUACUCGCUGCUCCGGUACACCGACGGAAGCGGUGGAGGUGAUACCUCCGGUGGCCGCCCGACGCUUUGCCAGACCGCCGACUGCGUUCGGCAUGCAGACCUGUUCGCUGGCCGGCUGAACGCUAGCAUCGACCCUUGCGAGGAUUUCGCCGCAUUCGCGUGUUCCGCGUGGGCUUACGGGAAGCCGCACCACCGUGAUGAAUCGACGUCGAAUCGACAGGAAAUCGUGCUGAACUUCACUCGCAACUUCAUGGAAACCACCACUACUGGCCUCAGGCACAUUCCGGUGGGCAGCAAAGUUCUAGCCAUGUUCCAUGCGUGCAUGGAUAUGACGGCGUACAGCUCGCACAGCAAGAAGGUCAUUCGUCAGUUCUUGGCUGACGAGGGCGUCUCUUGGCCGGAAAGCGCGAGUUCCCCGUCUUCUGGAGUCAUCUCUUCGCCUCUCAGGAUAUUGAUCCGCUUCGCUGUCAACAGGUGGCAGCUGCCCCUGUGGUUCAACGUGCUCGUGUUGACCAAGUUGUCGCGAGGCCGUCGAGCAGUGCUGAUCGAGGACAAUCCGAAGAUGCGUGACUGGGCGGCCAUGCAUAAGCGGCUCGAUGCGACGAACUCUACUUUCCGGUACUGCAGUGGUCACUACGAGGCACUGUUACCGCGAGACGACGCGAUACGACGGAAGCGGGAUUCCCACUCGGAAUGCGACGAGGUGACCCGUAUCGAGAAGACCGUGUACCGUGAGCUCCUCGACAACCGUGAAGGCAAGCCAAAGACGGCUGCCAUGUUCCCACUGGACAGCAUCGAACACUACACUUCGGGCGCCUUCUCAUCGAGCGAGUGGCUUGAGAUGCUCAAUAACCAUGCAUCGGUCACUGGGCAGCCCAGGUUCACAACAUCGGACCGUGUUGUCCUGAGGGACACUGGGCUACUUGCGGGUGUCGGCCGGCUCUGGGUGAACCACAGCAAAGAGAAACUACUGGGGGCGUUAUCCUGGCUUCUGGCGCAGAUACUGGGGCCCAUCGCUGACGCUGGGCUGCUUCUGUACAGGUACGACAGUCUCAACGCCGCCAAAGUCAGGCGCGUGAAUUUCUGCGCCACCGAGGCUGAAGAGAUCUACCGGUUUUUGGUGAUCGCCCUUGCGACAGCGGUCAACUUUCCAGAGGGACUGCGCCUAAAGGUCAACUCGCAACUCAGCACGGUUCGGCAGAUGGCCUUAGACCUGAUCGGAGCUCUCCCGUGGCUCGACAACGCCACCGACGUCAACGCUCAGAACAAGCUCUCACGCACCAGGACUCUGCUGUGGCCCGCCAACGACCUCCUCACGGACGAGGCGCUCUCGAUAAUGUACUCCGGCUUUCCCGAGGACAUGCACGCCGCGGGUGAAACGUUCGCCGACCUCUGGCUUCACUCCAGACGAGCUCUGUACGAACUGCAGACGGUCCCUGUCUACCACGGCGCCGCAGCCGACAUGCCGCCCAACAUGCGCCUGCCUUUGGCCAAAUACGACUACCUGCGCAACACGGUCGGCAUCUCGGUCCAGGCACUGUCCGAGCCAAUGUACUACGCGCAGGGCACGAACGCCAUGUUCUACGGCGGCCUGGGCUUCGUGUACGCCCGCGAACUCGUCAAGACCGUGGACGGCGAGGGUGUGUUGUUCGACGCGGACGGCAAUGUAGGUCAAGAAUGGGCGUCAGACGUGUGGAGAAUCACCAUGGUCGAACGAAUGUUCUGUCUGGCGGCUGACGACAGUGACCAUAAAAGAGGAACCACAACAGCCGGAAACCAUCGCCUCUUUCCCGACACUCCGGCGCUGGAGGUGGCAUACGCGGCGCUGGAGCGGGCGCUCGCUUCGGAGCCCCGGUCCACGAGGGUCAUCGAGGCAUACACCGAGCAACAGCUUUUCUUCAUCACGCUUUGCUACCUCAUGUGCGGGGGCGCAAACCCGGGUGCCAUGGACUGCAACAGAGCCCUGCGCCACUUCCCGCCCUUCGCACGACACUUCAACUGCGCGUCGGGGAGUAAGAUGAGGGCCGCCAAGCAAUGCUCUUUCCUCUACACAGAGCACAACGGCGACGAGCACACAGCGAAAUGAACUGUAGUCACAGGUCUUUGCGUGGUAUCGGUUGUGUUAUUCGUGGAAUAGUACGUUGGACAAUGGAUAUUUUUUCGAACAUUCCGUAUAUAAUAUCACCCACUAAGCUAACGUCAAGCAACGAAAUGACACUUGUUUUAUUUUUCAUUUGAGUAGCACUUCUUCGUGUCACUUCGUGACAGCGACGAACGACGUGCAACUUGUAUUGACUCGAUCUUAUAUAUUGUUACAGAUGCUCUUAAGCCGUGGAUAACUGGCCCUAGAGAUCGCAUAAUUGUGGGUCAGGCACGGGAAUGCUUAACUGUGCUUUUUUUUUCUUUAUUUAUUGCGUUGCGCAACCUUGCAAUGAAGCAUCCGACUUCACUGUUACUUCUUGUGUUUAACAUUUCCACAUGCGAACCUCUAUGCAACACUUUUGUUAGGAUUGGCCAAGUCGCCCAGGGUAAACGUGCAGUGAUGUGUAUUCUACAAACUCUGUGCAUUCAGUACAGUGUCGAUAAUGACAGCUGCAGCGACAGCUGAAAUGGGAUGCCAAGCCGACGGACAUUGUGGACUCAUUUUUUUUUUUUGCAUGAACCCGCAUGAAAGCGAAUGAGCACCCGGUGGUCCUUCGAUAUUAGCGCCUGUGAAAAGUUUUUUUUUCUUGGAGAAACCUUAAAUGCAGCAGCGGCUUUGAACCUUAAACUUUAAGUCACCAUGUGGGACAUCGCAGUAAUGCGCAACAUGACAAGUGUAUUGCCAGCAGGCUUUUCCGCAGGGCAUACGUUGGCACGAACUGGACCCCCUUGCGUUUUCCAGUAAGCGCACUUUGAAGUGUUCACGUUUUGAACAGCCAUUGCAGUAGCAUUGCAGUAGCAGCUCGCAGUAAAUCUUUAAUCGCAUCAGUGCCGCCGCCGAAAUUUUCACUAGUUUUUGUAAUCAUACAGUAAUGGUUGACCAACUAUACAGUAGCUGGUAAUACAAAACGGCUGUUUUUUAUCAUCAUUAAUUAUUUAUGUUGUUCGCAGCAUCGCUCUCGUCGACUCUUUGUUUGCGAAAGAAUUCCUCGCCGCAAUCACUGGCUUCUCCAACGUAUUUCUUGAACUGUUUGCUUUGUAAGUAAUGACCAUGCAUAAUGGGCUACAGUGCGUAAAAGAACUAGGCAAAAAGCUCACAAAAAUGCCGAGCAACGUGUAGUGCUGCAGUGCGCUUGCUUGCUUAUUGUCUGCUCGUUAAACUAUUCACUUUGUAAGUCUUGUAAAUUACUGCAAUAAGUCACAUCAUAAAGUUACAUUCGUUGUCUUCGUA
Molecule: messenger RNA, 4697 nt
Organism: Dermacentor albipictus
Lineage: Eukaryota; Metazoa; Arthropoda; Arachnida; Ixodida; Ixodidae
Product: neprilysin-2-like
Biological process (GO): protein processing
Cellular component (GO): plasma membrane
Molecular function (GO): metalloendopeptidase activity
Source: RefSeq, a predicted model, not a curated record